Molecule: messenger RNA, 2701 nt
Organism: Pelagomonas calceolata
Lineage: Eukaryota; Pelagophyceae; Pelagomonadales; Pelagomonadaceae
Source: the annotation of a GenBank genome assembly
AUGCGGAGCGGGAGUGGCGCCUGAAGUACGAGGGCUCCCUGUCGAGCUCUAAGGAGGCGGAGAGGGCGCGCCGCGACGCCGCCGACGCUAGGGCGGCCACGCGUCUGGCACUCGAGUCAGCGGACGAAGCCAAGGCCGAGGCGGCGUCGGAGCGGCGCCGCGCGGAGCGCUGGGAGCGCGAGGCGGCGGCGGUCCGGGAGACCGUGGAACGGUGUAGAGCUGCCGAGAAGGACGCCGACGAGGCGGCCGCCGAGCUGCGGGCGGCGGCGCGCGACCAGGCCGCGGCUUUACUUGAAGCCCAGGCGCGCGUCGACGCUCUCGAAGCGCGCAUCGCGGACGACGGGUCGGUCGACGGCGCGUCGCACGAGGCGCUCGCCGCGGCGGCGGCCGGCGAUUUGGACGAUGUCAGCUCUCAAACGACGUCGGUCGUCGUGGUGCACGGCGGCGACGCGUUCGCGUCGCUCCAGCACAAGUUGGAGCAGAGCGAGGACGUCGCGAACGCGCUGCGGGCCGAGGUCGCGGCGUUGCGAGCGCGGCCACCGCCCUCGCCGGCCUACACGUCCGUGGAGGAGACGCUGCGCGAGCGGCUACGCGCCGCCGAAGCGGACCGCGAAAGGAUCCAGGGCCGCCUGCGCGAGGCCGUGGCCAAGCCGGCGUCGCCCCCUGCGUCGCCCAUCUACACCUCUGCUGAGUCGACGCUGCGGAACAGAUUGGCCGCUGCCGAGGCCGAUCGCGAGCGGCUCUCCGACGAGCGCGGAGCGCUGAAGCGAGAAAGGGAUGCCCUGCGCGCUGCGGCGGCCGAGGACCGCGCGGCGAUGGAGAAGGAGGUCGAGGCGCUCAAGAGCGUCGUGGUGGAGCACCAACGCGACUCUGCGCGGCGCGGCGAGAGCGAGGCGGCACUGCGACGCGAGAACCAGCAACUAAAAGCGGACGCGGAGUUGCUCACUCCUCGCACCGGCAAGGAAAUCCUCGCCGCGAGGCUUGAGCGCGCGGCCGCGACGGAAAAAGAAUUGCGCGCCGAGAUUGCUUCGCGGACGCCCCGCGCGAGCAAAAUGAAGAUCUUGGCCGAGCUCAACUCCGUCGCCGGCGAGCGCGACAAGCUCAAAGCCGCCGCACACGAGCACGAAAUCGUGGCUCAGCGCUUCCGCGACGAGAUGGGUCUUGUGCGGCGCGAGGCCGACGAAUUACGCGAGCGAGCUGCGAAAGGAGACGCCGAGGCGGCGGCGGCGGCGGCGCUGCGCAGCCAGCUCACCGAGGCCGAAGCAUCGCUUGCGACGGCGCGCGACAAAAGAGCCGCCGGCGACGCGUUGCGGAGCGCCGCGGAGGAGGCGCGCCGCGAGGCCGCAUCCUUAUUAAAGAAAGUCGAAGUAGUCGAGGCUGCGCGCAUGGCAGCCGACGCCAAGGCUGCCUCUGCCGUGGCAGAGCGCAAGGAAGCAUUCCGGCAGCGCGACGACGCCGUGGCCGAGGCGUCACGUUACCAAAACAUUGCCGAGGACGCUGAGGCCCGAUGCGCGGCGGCCGAGCGAGCUGCCGAGAAAAGUGCUUCUGCGGCAGCCGAGGCAAUAUCUAAGGCGCGCUACGCCGCGAAGGAUAUUGAGCACUCGCGGAACGAACUGGCCGCCGUCGCGUCCGUCGCGGCGUCGCGGGACGCGCUCGAACGAGCGCUCGCCGAGAAGACCGCGGAACUCGAGGAGGCCGGGCGCCUAGCCCUGGAGGUCGAUCGAUUAAGAAAAGAGGUCGAGGCUGCCAAAUCGGAGGCCUCGACGGCGUUGAGGACGGAGCUCGCCGACGCGAAGCGCGCGCUGGACAGGAAGGACGCGGAGUUGGCUAGUAUGCGCGAGGGCCACGCCAGUCGACUACGCGAGGCCGAGGAUCAGUUGGCUACUGCUGCUAAGACUUGCGCGACAGCGAAGGCCGACGCGAUAUAUGCUCGCGCGGAGGCGCAGGCCGCCCAACAGAGACCGAGUCCCGGCGCCUUGCAGCGAGCCGAGAGCCGGUGCGAGCAACUGCAACGAAACCUCGAAUCAGCGCAAUCAGAUUGGGCAGCGGAGCGCGAUAGGUUGCGCGACGCGCGGGAUGCGCAGAGAGAUAGGUACGAGGAGCUCAAACAGAGGAUCGACGAAGGCGACGAGGCCAGUGCCAUCGCACUGGAGCACGCCGAGCGCCGCGCCGACGCGGCGAGUGCGGAACUCGAGGACCGCGAGGCGCAGCUCGCCGAGGCGCGGGAGGCGCUCAAUCGCAUGUCCGCCGAGGCGGGCGCGAGCACGGCGAAGGACGAGCAGCACGCUGCGGCACUCGAGGACGUCUCUAGACAACUUGUCGUCGCGCGAGAAAAACUUCGUGAGGCAGAGUCGCGCGCAGACCUGGCCGCCCAAAGUUCCGACAUCUCGACGAGUACGACCGCGCUCGCGGCGCCCCUGGACGAUAUCUACAAAAAGGUGCGAAAACAUGAGCGACGAUGGCAAGCUGAGCGCGCGCGGGCCGACGCGGCGACGGAACAACUAGAAAAAUUGCGGACAGCACACGGCGACCUACAGGUGCGCUUUGAUGCCGCGAGAAGGCGAAAUCGGUCGCCGCAGCCGAUCGCGUUCUCGCCCGACAAGGCGCUGGAGCCGCCGAGUCCGGUGAUCAGUCCGUCGCGACGACCAUUGAAGCCCCACGCGCCCGCUGCUUCGAGGAUGUUCUAAGAAGUUUUACUAAA